Saccharomyces paradoxus is the source of this 861-nucleotide messenger RNA. It is a transcript of the gene PRO3, whose product is annotated as pyrroline-5-carboxylate reductase. Bases 1 to 861 code for a protein of 286 amino acids. Gene Ontology annotation, biological process: L-proline biosynthetic process. Gene Ontology annotation, molecular function: pyrroline-5-carboxylate reductase activity. NCBI's taxonomy places the organism in Eukaryota, Fungi, Ascomycota, Saccharomycetes, Saccharomycetales, Saccharomycetaceae. The record is from RefSeq and is a predicted model, not a curated record. The transcript has a single exon.
AUGACUUACACAUUGGCAAUCUUAGGCUGCGGUGUUAUGGGCCAAGCACUUCUUUCUGCCAUUUACAAUGCUCCAAAGGCGGUCGACGAAACUGCUGCUGCAUUUUACCCUUCCAAAAUCAUCACAUGUAACCAUGAUGAACCAAGUGCACAACAAGUUACCGAUCUAAUUGAGACAUUCGACGAAUCUCCUAACGGUAUCAAAGUGGAAAGUACUUACGGUCACAACGUAAGCGCUGUCAAAGAAGCUUCUGUGGUUCUUCUUGGUACGAAGCCAUUUUUGGCAGAAGAAGUGUUGAACGGUGUGAAAAGCGUCAUUGAGGGAAAGCUACUUAUUUCCCUGGCUGCCGGCUGGACCAUUGACCAAUUGUGUCAAUACACUAGCACUGUUUGUCGUGUUAUGACGAACACACCUGCCAAGUACGGAUAUGGCUGUGCGGUGGUAUCCUACUCCGCUGAUGUUUCCAAAGAGCAAAAGCCACUGGUCAACGAGUUGAUCAGUCAAGUUGGUAAAUACAUUGAACUUCCUGAAAAGAACAUGGAUGCAGCCACUGCAUUGGUCGGUUCAGGCCCCGCUUUUGUUCUGUUGAUGCUAGAAUCCUUAAUGGAGAGUGGGUUGAAAUUAGGAAUUCCAUUACAAGAGAGUAAGGAGUGUGCCAUGAAAGUUCUAGAAGGAACAGUGAAGAUGGUUGAAAAGAGUGGUGCUCACCCAUCCGUUUUAAAGCACCAAGUUUGCACACCAGGUGGCACAACCAUUGCCGGGCUGUGUGUAAUGGAAGAAAAGGGCGUCAAGAGUGGUAUUAUUAAUGGUGUCGAAGAAGCGGCCCGUGUUGCGUCACAGCUAGGCCAGAAGAAGAAAUAG